This is a messenger RNA of Diospyros lotus (date-plum), 1879 nucleotides long. RefSeq lists its product as uncharacterized. Bases 184 to 1572 code for a protein of 462 amino acids. The transcript is spliced from 13 exons. NCBI's taxonomy places the organism in Eukaryota, Viridiplantae, Streptophyta, Magnoliopsida, Ericales, Ebenaceae. The record is from RefSeq and is a predicted model, not a curated record.
UUUACAAAUUCACGGGCAUUUCUCACAUAAAUAUUGUCGAAGCGCCAUUUUCGUUUUUGUGUUAAAGAGUUCGAAGAGCCAUUUUCGCGCUCCUCUUUCAUCUUGCCUCUGAAAUUCGUCUUGCUCAUUCCUGUGUUCUCAGCGUCGUGCGAUCGAGAGAGAGUGAGAGAGGUUUGGAAGAAGAUGGAGAUGGAUGGGCCUCUCGAUUUCGAGGCCGAAGACCGCCUUCUCAAUCUCAAGUCACCGGCACCCGCCAAAAGAAGGAAGCUCAUAGGUCUAGAUGAUCUUCUCAAAGAUCACUUACAGGAGAACAAAACACUUGAGAUGAAGUCAAAGCGGGCAAAAGCAAGAAAAAAUGACUAUUCAGAUGAUGAUGAGGAUGACAGAGAAGUUAAACUGUCUGAGUGUGUUGAAAAAUGCCAGAGAGAGAUGGGACAGAUAAGUGGGGAGGAUGAGGUCCUCUCAUGGGGUCUUCAAGUUUUUGGAAAUCAGAAAAGUUGGCCAGUAUUGGUAUUUAAUGAGCUUGGAAGUUGUGGAAUUUUGCAGUCUUUCAUGGAAAAUGAACUCAAUUCACUUGUUGAACUUGACAUUGAUAAAGGAGAAACCUUCCUUAAGAAUUUAUUAGUAAAUGGAUGGCUCUUGAAAUUGGUUUUUGCACGUGGUCAUGUAGAAAAACUCAUAGCAACAUGGACAUUUGAUUUGAUGUUGUACUCACUGGAGGAAGCGCUAAGUUCAUCUGCAUGUGACUUUUGGACUGCUAUUCUCUCCUUUAAGACCAAGCAGGGUGAUUUACUGCAUAUUAAAAUUGACUGGUUGCCAAAGUAUUUUGAACUGAAAAGAGCUCUUGAAAUCUAUGGUUUUCUAAUGGAUUUACCAUCCAAAUUUCCAUCAGAUGUGGAAGUGGUGAAUGUGGAUUCUGAUUGUAGGGGACCAUCUCGACAUAUUAGAGCGUGGAUCAAGUUUAUAACUGCUUGUACUCAAGUAAGGAGCACAUAUUCAAUCCUCUCCACUUCAGAAGCAGAAGAGUUGCUUGUUGUGAUUAUCUGUCUGUUUGUAGAUAGACGGGUUCUGGGCCUGUCUGUUAUUUUGUACAAAUGCAUGCUUUCGGUUAUUAAUUUCUUCACUGACACUGAAUGGAAUACCAGCUCUGAGAAAGUAGCCAGAUCUCUUGUUUGCAGAAUUCCUGGGGAUGUGAACUGCAUGAGAAUUGUGGAAAGCAUUUCAGGAGUUGAUGAACGCAGCAAGCACCUCAGGUGCAUAGUGGCCUUUCACUUGCUUGUGUCAUGUUUGGAUGAAAAGGUUUCUGAUGCAGAAGGGAUCCUGAAAUUGCUUAUCUCAAUUAAUGUGAAAGACAGGAGUUGUGACCUUUUGAAACUGUACAUUUUCUUGGUUUUGACUGAGAACUGGCUUUUAUAUACACCCGCAUUAGAUGGCAAACCAGUGGUACUAGAAAUGUGGGGCGUUUUUCUUAGAAACUGUUCUUGCCAAAUUACCAGCACAGAUUUGAGGUGUUAUGCAUCAAAGGUUCGAAGUAAAGCAUCGUAUCUUCUUCAAGGCACCAACAACAAAUGAUUGUUUUAUGUACUGCUAGAUUUUGGAAUUAUAUCCAAUCCAAGGCUGAUGAACAUGGAUGGCUAUUCAAUCGAGGAAGCAGUUCGAACCUGCAAUAUGAAAACUAAUGAGGCACUUGAAGUCCAGUCGACUCCUUUUUUGUUGGGAAACAAAAGUGAGACAUCCAAUUUAGUUGGUUGUUCUAGUCAAGCCGCAUGUCUCAUUCAUUUCUGUUGCAAUGCUUUUUUUGUUUUUUUGUUUUGUUCUUGUGUUGGGGAUGUUCAUAAACUCAUAUAUAUAUAUAUAUAUAUACAUAUAUGUUGCAUGA